UUUUCUCUAUCAAAGCUCUCUCUCACACAAUUGGAGGAAUUAUGGGUGAACUCCCCAAUCUGAACCCGUUUCAGUAAAUUUCCAAAUAUCACUUCCAGAUCUUUCUUUCUGCAAAAAAAAAAAAAAAAAAAAAAAAAUAUCAGUCCAGAAAAUUAGAAAUUUGCAUUGAUUUUUUUUUUAUUCUAGUUUUUUUUUUGAGAAUGGCAGAGAAUAAUGAAUCAAUGAAUGCAAACCCACCUGGGAUUUUGCUAAUUAGAAGCAUUAGAAGGAAAGAUUGGAGUUUUAAAACGUAUAAAUAUGUAGUUAUGUUGAUCACAUUCAUAGCUUAUACAUCUUACCAUGCUUCGAGAAAACCUAGUAGUAUUGUGAAGAGUGUUUUACAUCCACACCCAUUUCUAAACGAAACGGUUACAAAUCCAUGGCCUAUUGGUCCGCUUUUCGUAAAGAGGGAAUUUUUGGGCUCUAUUGAUUUAGGUAAAUCAAAAAAGAAAGGUUGGGAACCAUUUAAUGGAGAGGAUGGAACGUCGAAAUUGGGGGAAAUUGAUGUUGCGUUUCUAGCGUGUUAUUCGAUGGGAAUGUAUGUAGCUGGACAUUUAGGGGAUUCAUUGGAUUUAAGGCUGUUUUUAGCAACUGGGAUGAUUGGAAGUGGCAUUUUUGUAGGGUUAUUUGGUAUGGGUUAUUUUUGGAAUAUACAUGCUUUUUGGUUUUACUUGGUUAUGCAAAUGGUUGCUGGGUUGUUUCAGGCUACUGGGUGGCCUUCUGUUGUUGCUGUUAUUGGAAAUUGGUUUGGUAAAAGCAAAAGGGGAUUGAUUAUGGGUAUUUGGAAUGCUCAUACCUCUGUUGGGAAUAUUAGUGGAUCUCUUAUGGCUGCUGCUGUUUUGGAAUAUGGAUGGGGUUGGUCUUUUAUUGUUCCAGGAGCAUUUAUAUUUUUAGCGGGGAUAAUGGUGUACUUGUUAUUGCCUGCAUAUCCAGAAGAUGUUGGGUUUCCUUGUCCUAAUCAGCCAUAUGUUGAGGAUUCAUCCAAGAUUAACGAUGAAGAAGCUCAGACAGUGAAAGAAAAUGUGGCUGUAAAUGCACAGUUUAAUGUCCCUCGGGUUGGUUCGAAUAGGACAAGUGUUGGUCUUUGUGAUGCUUGUCUCAUACCAGGAGUGAUUCCAUUUGCACUGUGCCUUUUCUUCUCAAAGUUGGUGGCAUACACAUUUUUGUACUGGUUGCCAUUUUACCUUAGUCAAACAGCUAUAGGGGGAGAGUAUGUUUCAGUGAAAUCUGCUGGGAAUCUCUCUGCUCUGUUUGAUGUUGGAGGUAUAGUUGGUGGAAUUCUAGCUGGACAUUUGUCUGACAAGCUUGAUGCUCGUGCUACUACAGCAGCCAGCUUCAUGUAUGCAGCGAUUCCUUCUAUGCUUCUGUAUCGCAAAUAUGGAGGCACAUCAAGGCUCAUGAACAUUUUGCUCAUGAUGAUUGCUGGCUUGUUUGUUAAUGGGCCUUAUGCACUUAUAACAACUGCAGUGUCAGCAGAUUUGGGUACUCACAGCUCUUUGAAAGGAGAUUCACGAGCACUUGCAACAGUUACUGCCAUAAUUGAUGGUACUGGAUCUAUGGGUGCUGCUUUAGGUCCUCUUUUGACGGGUUUUCUUUCAUCAAAAGGAUGGGAUGCAGUUUUUAUAAUGCUUGUUGUUGGUGCACUUAGUGCUGGUCUUCUUCUAUCUCGUUUGGUUCUUUCUGAACUUAGUGAGAAGUUCUCUAAGCGCCUAGCCUGUGAGCAACACAAUAGCGAAGAUUCUGCAUCUCAACCCCUUCUAGGAGACCGAAGAUGAGGAUUUGUUGUGCAUGUUUUCUCAAGAAACAUAAAGAAAUGAUGGCAGAUACAAGUACUGCCUCUCCGUGAAAACAGAAGCAAAAUCUUAGGUAUGAAAAAGCCAAUGGAAUCAGCGGGACUCAACAAGCCACUUUGUCAUCAAAAUCGCCACUAAUGCCUUGAACAUGGUUUCUUGGUACAUGUCUAAAUGAACAAAGGUGCUUCUCUUAUGAGGUUUUUCUCUUGUGAAAAUCACUGCUUUUUAUCUGAGAUAUAUUUAAGGUUUAACGAGACGUGUCUGGUAGUUAUGCUGCUGCUGAUAUUACCUUUCUUCUUAUCCCAUGAAGCAGAGUUGUAGAUAGAAUAAAGUGAAGCUAGAUUGUUAGAUUUAGUAGCACAUCACAUCCGAUGAAUAUCCUUUGUUUAUUAGUCCACUUGUUCCGUAUUAUCUGUCUAUUAAAGUUUUCGC
Messenger RNA from Solanum verrucosum, 2264 nucleotides. Its product is annotated as putative glycerol-3-phosphate transporter 4. Gene Ontology annotation, biological process: phosphate ion homeostasis; transmembrane transport. Gene Ontology annotation, molecular function: glucose 6-phosphate:phosphate antiporter activity. NCBI's taxonomy places the organism in Eukaryota, Viridiplantae, Streptophyta, Magnoliopsida, Solanales, Solanaceae. Gene Ontology annotation, cellular component: membrane. The record is from RefSeq and is a predicted model, not a curated record. The coding region runs from base 201 to 1814 and encodes 537 amino acids. The transcript has 3 exons.